Trypanosoma grayi is the source of this 3789-nucleotide messenger RNA. RefSeq names its product putative ATP-dependent DEAD/H RNA helicase. The record is from RefSeq and is a predicted model, not a curated record. Lineage: Eukaryota; Euglenozoa; Kinetoplastea; Trypanosomatida; Trypanosomatidae. Bases 1 to 3789 code for a protein of 1262 amino acids. Gene Ontology annotation, cellular component: nucleus; intracellular anatomical structure. Gene Ontology annotation, molecular function: RNA binding; ATP binding. The transcript has a single exon.
AUGCCGUCUGGAAGAUCGCGCAGAAACAGGGCACCGCCACAGGAGCCGGGCAGGCCUCUGGUCAGUGUUUCUUCCGGUGGCUCUGCUUUUCACGUCGCACAGCUUCAACAGGUGUUGCAGGCUGGUGCUUACCAGAACAGUUUUGUCCAACCGGGUUUUCAGCCUGCUCCAUUUUAUUAUACACCUGCACAAGUGUAUUAUCAGCCCACCUUUCAGCCUGUUGUUCAGGCACCUGCACCUGACCUUCGACAGACUCAGAGAGCCCCGGCCGGAAACAGAGGUCGCGCGGGCGGGGCACACCGCGGGAAUAAUUACGAGAAUGCUCCGGUGCGGUUUCCACGUAACCAGGUUCCUAUCAAUUUUGAGAAUGUGCCAAAGGCAUCUGGCUCUAAUGAAGAAUCCCCUUGGACUAAAAAGAACCUUUACGCCAUGGUGAAGGCUUUUGUGGAUAAUCCCGAUGCCAGCGAAAUGUCGUUUCCCCCAACACUGACGGCAGCGGAACGCCAUAUGGUGCACCAGGCUGCGCUGAAUUUCAAUUUACACCAUCAGUCGUCGGGAAGUAAAACGGAACGCGUAUUAACACUAAGAAAAAUUGGGAGCAUAACAGAACAAAGAGAACAACAAGAGGUGGCAGCUCUAGAUGGAAUUCGUGUGAAAACAAUAGAUGGGUAUCAAGGGGCUCAAAUGCUUCCUGAUGAUUACGUAAAGGAAAAAGUACAUGAGAUCAGGGGUUUAGUAAAACCUCUUCUUACGAAAAUGUACAAACAUUUGAAGGCGACAGUCACUAAGACAUCAAGAACCCGCCAUUUGGCUGUUGCGCAGCCGGGUCUGAACAGCGUGCCGAAGGGGAAUGUUUCACCUCAAAGAUACGAAGAAUUGCAACAAUUCCGCCACUCAUUACCUUCGUACAGACGAAAAGAUGAAAUUGUUGCUGCUGUUAGAAAUAACAAUGUCGUUAUUGUUAGUGGAGAUACGGGAUGUGGUAAAACAACUCAGAUACCUCAAUUGUUGUACGAUGCCAAUGUCUUUCCAAAAGAUUUGGAGAUAAUUUGCACACAGCCUCGAAGAAUAAGUGCACUCUCUGUCGCACAUCGUGUUUCAGAGGAACGUGGUGAGGCCUGCGGUGAUAGCUGCGGCUAUGUUAUCCGCUUCGACAAUAUGACAAGUUCAAAUACCAAAAUUGUUUACAUGACAACCGGUAUAUUGCUGCGUCGUCUGCACACAGAUCCACAGCUCACUGGUGUUUCAUGUGUUUUCGUUGACGAGGUUCAUGAAAGAGAUGUAGAGACGGAUUUCUGCCUAUUGUUACUCCGUGACAGACUAUUGGAACAACAGAGAAACAGUCAAACGUACAAAAAUCAUGUAAAAGUGGUAGUUAUGUCUGCUACUGUACAGAUAGAGAAAGUGACAUCUUACUUCGGCAAGGUGAAUGCCGGCAAAACACUACCUGUCAUCAGCAUACCAGGAACUUUGUUUCCCGUUGAAGAGCAUUUUUUGGAAGAUGCCUUGAAGUGGGUUAACAUGCCGCCUUCCGCCGUUCCCGCUAUGUCUUUGCUAGCUCCUGCCUCUGAAAAGAAGGGUGAAAAAACCAAUGGGGAUGCGGGGGAUAAGUGGGCACUCUACGAACAAAUAAAAGACCGUGUUUUUCAGGAAGUAGACCGUGACCCAGAAGCCCUUGUACCCUAUGAACUUGUAUUCAAGCUGAUUGCAUACAUUCAUGGACGUUCCAAGGACUUAACUGAGAGCAUAUUGGUUUUUCUUCCAGGAUGGGCAUCUAUUAGCCGCGUCUCCAGUAUGAUUCAACGUUCUCCCAUUGCUAGAGAAUUAUCUGUUCUACAGCUUCACUCAAGUUUAACAGCAGCAGAACAACAACGUGUCUUUUAUCGUCCUCCCAAGCGGUAUCGCAAAGUAGUGCUUUCAACUAACAUUGCAGAGGCAAGUAUUACAAUUGAUGAUACUGUUUACGUCAUUGACAGCUGUUUAACAAAGGGGACAUCUUACGACCCCACUGGAAACACUUCUUCUUUGAAGGCCACCUACAUUGGUAAGGCCAAUGGUCUCCAGCGUCGUGGUAGGGCUGGACGUUGUAGGGCGGGUAUGUGUGUUCACCUCCUUCCGAAGUCAGCGUACAAUGCCUUACCUGACUUUCUUUUACCAGAAAUCAUGAGGACGCCUCUAGAGGAGGUUUGUUUGCAGGUGAAAGCCUUGAAGCCCGACGAAGCUUGUGCGAAGGUGCUGAGUCGUGCCCUUGACUCACCGCCUGAGAAUUCAACAGAACAUGCCGUUAGAUUCUUGAGGGAUAUGGGUGCGCUUACGCAUGAAAACGAGCAAUUAACCAGUCUGGGCCGGGCACUUUCAAAGCUACCUAUUCAUCCACUCUUGGGAAAGAUGCUGCUUGCAGCUGCGUGUUUGGGGGUACUGGAGCCUGUUGCAACAAUUUCAGCAUAUCUUUCUGGAAAGUCUCCAUUUAUCAAGCCGCUGCCUCACCAAAAGAACGGAUUACGGCAAGCAAUGGAUACUUUUGAUGACGGUUCUUUAUCAGACCACAUAUGCGCCAUGAAUCUCUUUAAUGGGUGGAAGAAAGCCAAUUGCUCUGAAGACUACGCUGUACAACAUUUUGCAGAUCACGCCACAUUGCGCUCCAUGGACCGCAUUCGAAGACAGCUACUACGUCUCGUGGAGGGCUCUUCAUUGCUACGAAGAAUUAAGGAUCCCAUGCGGGUGGCUUCUCGACACUCCAACAAUGUGGGGCUCAUUCGUAUGGUUGCUCUUUGGUCGCUGUAUCCUCGAAUUGCGUCCAUAGAAUAUCGGGCGGCGCGCAACAGGAAAAGACCCGAGGUUUUCUGCUGGGACAACAAGAAUGCACAGUUUACUAUGGGGUCUGUUUUGGCAAUGCGGAACAAGGACAUUUUCGCUGACCGAGCGUUUGUUUUCUACAAUGAGCGCAUGCAACUUGAGGCGAACCUGACACUUUUUGAUGCCACUUCGGUUACACCUGUGGAAACAGCCUUGUGUCUCCGCGAGCUCACAGUAAGGCCACUCUCUGAAGUACCACCUGCGUUCCUCAACGAUGAAGAAAGCAAGAUGGGGCCUGCGUUUCCGUUCACUUUAGAAACAGAAGAAGAAAUGAAAACGCAUGCAGCGCUUUUUUUUGAUGGGGAUAAGAAGAUAUACAUCACCUCCAUGCCUGUGGCGUUGGCAGUACGUGAGGUAAGAGAAUGCAUGGACUAUUAUCUCGCAUUGGCCAUUAAAGAGGUACGGGCUGAUCUCUUCCCCGAGGAGUUGACACAGGCUCUCGCAUACACCGUUGGGUAUCCUCUAAAGGAGGGCACAGGUGCAGAUGUGGGAAAAACUCCAGAUAACACCACAAUGGCAUCUGGAGAGAAUGCUCGAACCGAAAUGUCCAUUGCAAACCGCGGUGGCAGCUACUGGGCUGAUGAUUCUGUUGAUGAGGAAGAAGCACCUGAGAUAACCAUGGAUGAUUUCGAAGAUUUUCAACUGACAGAGGAGGAGAUGAAACGUGCUGCUGCUGAACUUGGAGAAUUGGCUCUUUUUAAUCGCUACGGUGGGGCGCGUCUACUCGGAGCAUUUCAGAAGGGUGAGGAACUCCGGCAGGGUCAACUUGACGGACAAAAAUCAGAGAAAGAUAAUAACACGGACACAAACGAAGAGGAGGAGGACAGUAAUGCUAAAGCUAAUGAUGUUGUUGAUGAUGAUGAUGAUGACGACAGUGACGAUGUUAUUGUUGCCCAAGCGGGUGAGCUGGUUAUUGAUGAGGACAGGUGGUGA